AUGCGUGAUUUUGUUCAGAGAGUAGUAGAGAAACUCAAUGUGGGAGGAGACAAAGACCGCGUUUCUGUGGUCCAGUACGGUAGAGAUCAAGAAGUGAAUUUCUAUCUGAACACAUACACCACGAAGGGCGACAUUCUUGACAUCGUCAGAGGUCUGAGGCACAGAGGAGGUAGACCCCUCAACACUGGGGCAGCCCUCCAGUAUGUAAGGGACAACGUCUUUACUGCCUCCUCGGGAAGCAGAAGCCAAGAGGGUGUCCCUCAGAUGCUGAUACUGCUGAGUGGCGGGAGGUCCAAUGAUAAUGUUGAUAUACCAGUUUCUGCCCUGAAAGAGAGUGGGGUCUUGAUCUUUGCCAUUGGAAACAGAAAUUCUAGCAAAGAGGUUCAAAGGAUUGCCUCUGACCCCAGUUAUUCCCAGUCUGUUUCUGAAUUCUCUGAUCUCCCCAGCGUCCAGGAUAAGUUUUUCUCCUCACUCAUUACUGUACACGUUGGCGCCACACCCAUUUCCCCAACAGUCAUAGUGGACCUAAGCAUCGCCAGAAAGGAUGUAGUAUUCUUGCUGGAUGGUUCUGAUGGCACUAGGAAUGGCUUCCCAGAAAUGCGUGACUUUGUUCAAAGAGUAGUGGAGAAACUCACUGUAGGGGAGAACAGAGAUCGAGUCUCUGUGGUACAGUAUAGCAGAGAACCAGAGGCCCACUUCUAUCUGAACACUUACACAAGAAAAGAAGAGGUUGUUGACACCGUAAGAGGGCUGAAGCACAAAGGAGGGAGACCCCUCAACACUGGAGCAGCUCUCCAGUAUGUCAGGGACUACGUCUUUACUGCCUCCUCUGGAAGUAGGCGCCUUGAAAGUGUUCCACAGAUUCUGAUACUGCUAAAUGGUGGAAGGUCCUUUGACAAUGUAGAUAAACCAGCUUCUGCUCUCAAGGAGCUUGGUGUCUUGGUGUUUGGAAUUGGAACAAGGAGCUCUGAUAGCAGAGAAUUACAGAAGAUAUCCUAUGACCCCAGUUAUGCUCUCUCCGUGUCUGAAUUUACUGACCUCCCCAACAUCCAACCGCAGCUUCUUUCUGCCAUGAACACUGCCAUUAUACAGGACACAACCAUGACACCAACACUAAUACCAACAAUAGUAGGUAAGAAAAAUAUGGUUUUGAUCUGUUCCAGUUCAUCUUUUACAUUAGGAUAG
Messenger RNA from Salvelinus fontinalis (brook trout), 1185 nucleotides. RefSeq names its product collagen alpha-3(VI) chain-like. NCBI's taxonomy places the organism in Eukaryota, Metazoa, Chordata, Actinopteri, Salmoniformes, Salmonidae. The record is from RefSeq and is a predicted model, not a curated record. Bases 1 to 1185 code for a protein of 394 amino acids. The transcript has 2 exons.